Messenger RNA from Menidia menidia (Atlantic silverside), 1064 nucleotides. The record is from the annotation of a GenBank genome assembly. Lineage: Eukaryota; Metazoa; Chordata; Actinopteri; Atheriniformes; Atherinopsidae.
AUGAAGAAUAACAUCAAGCUCUUUCAUUUAGAGAAAAUCUGGGUGGGAUGUGCAAACUUAUGGCAACCAACCAGACCCUCCGGAGGCGCACGCACCUGGGCAGCAGCCAGAGCGCGAGAGGCGUGCCCGCGCGCCUAUAAGUGCGCGCUCCUCCUCCGGGCCCGGGCCACUUGUCUCCGGUCCUCAUCCCCCCGGUUGCUCCGUCCAGCCAUGCACCUCAGCGCGCACGAGUCGUGCCACUCUCUGCUCCUGCUCUGCAUCCUCCUGAGGAGUUGCCAGGCCCUGAAAAACGACGCCACGGAGAUGCUGACGUUCCCGCGCGGGGGCGCGCCGCCGCCGCCGCCGGGGCCGGACGCGCACAGCAACGCGUCCCCGAACCGCGCGCGCAACGGAGGCAGAGGAGCGGUCAGCGGGGCCGGAGGGGCGCCGGACAGAGGCGAGCGGAGCCAAAUCGGCUGCAGGGAGCUGAGGUCCACCAAGUACAUCUCGGACGGCCACUGCACCAGCAUCAACCCCAUCAAGGAGCUGGUGUGCGCGGGCGAGUGCCUGCCGGCCCAGAUGCUGGACAACUGGAUCGGCGGCGGGGCCCACGGCCGGAAGUUCUGGGCCCGCCGGAGCGGCGGCGGCGGGCAGGACUGGCGCUGCGUCAACGACAAGACGCGCACGCAGCGCAUCCGGCUGCAGUGCCAGGACGGCAGCGCCCGCACCUACAAGAUCACCGCCGUCACCUCCUGCAAGUGCAAGCGCUACUCCCGGCAGCACAACGAGUCGGGACACAAGCCAGCCGAGCCCGUCCUGCUGCUGCACAAGCACCAGGCCAAGGCCAAGAGGAGGCCGGGCAAGGCCCAGCUGGGCCAGAACCAGCACGAGCCGGCGGCCUGAGAUAUACCCAGACAGACCGGCUCUAAACCCCUCAGGAGUUUGUUUUAUUAUCCCAAACCUCCAGAGGCCGGCCAGUGUGGAUUAUCUCUCUCUGAUUGGGACUUGAUUUAUGCAAAGUGACGAUGGAGAAAUCACUGUGAUGGAGACGCCAAAUGGAACAUUAACUCAUUGGCUGCCAAAGA